Molecule: messenger RNA, 1388 nt
Organism: Leptosomus discolor (cuckoo roller)
Lineage: Eukaryota; Metazoa; Chordata; Aves; Leptosomiformes; Leptosomidae
Source: RefSeq, a predicted model, not a curated record
AAAAAGGAAGAAUCCAGCUUCACGCUAGAGGAUGCGGUUCUGGCGUCGGUUGGCAUCGUGAAGUGUGGCCCUGACCAUGGGCUGCUGGUGUCAGAGAGCAUGUUCCUGGCUCUGGAGGAGCUGAUCCAAGCGUGCUGUGAGGAAGAUGAAGGUGUCCCCGUGGUUCUGGUGUGUGGCCCAAAAAACAGUGGGAAAUCAACAUUUAACAGAUACCUAAUUAAUCUGUUACUGAAUCGCCUUCCCUCGGUUGAAUAUAUGGAAUGUGACAUAGGUCAAACCGAAUUUACACCGCCUGGAUGCGUGUCUUUAAGCAGUGUAACAGAGCCAAUUCUUGGCCCACCCUUCACUCACCAGCAGACGCCACGUAAGAUGGUGUAUUACGGACAGAUCAGUUGUGAGCAGGACACGGAGAGGUACCUGGAUGUCGUGAAGUACGUGUUCAGCUCCUACAAGAAGGAAGUGCCUUUAGUCAUCAACACCAUGGGCUGGGUGAAAGGUGAGGGGUUGCUGCUUCUGAUUGAUAUCAUUCGGCUGUUGUCACCCAGUCACAUUGUUCAGAUGGACGUGUACGACUGGAAGGCCAUGGCCCCGCUCACCCCGGAGUACGUCCAUCUCACCCCCGGCCUGUACACCAAGGGCCGGCAGCAGGCCAAGUGCAAGCAGGGGGGGACGAGCGGAGCGGAGAGCUGGAAGCCCUCUGAAGGGGAGGGGGAUGCCUCGGCUCCCGAGUACAAGCUGCUGUACGUCCAUCCAGAAUUCCCUCGAGCAGGGGUUGCAGCCGUUUCUUCUUCCUCGUUUUUACCCCCUCAGGUACCUUUCAAUGCGGUCGCGCUCAGGGUCGUUCACACCGACGUUGCUCCUACCAACAUCAUGUACGCGGUGAACGCCAGCUGGGUCGGGCUCUGCAGGAUACCCGAUGAAAUCAGAUGCCAGAGCGAGGGGCCGGUCUUGCUGACACAGACACCGGUCUGCGACUGCCUUGGCUUCGGAAUUGUUCGAGGGGUUGAGAUGGAGAAGAAGCUUUACCACGUGCUGACACCAGUGCCUCCGGAGAACUUGAGAGCAGUGAACUGCCUGCUCCUUGGAAACGUUGCCAUCCCAAACUGCGUCCUUGUGGGCCAGCAAGGAGUUGAGGGCGAGAUCCCCUAUGUCACAGCUGACUAUAACUACAGCAUCUUGGGGUCUGGGAAGCUGAAAAAGAAGAAGCAUUUCAAGAGGAGGGAGUACGCGUUCGAGUGUGAUUACACCUAGAGCCAGGGGACCCGGGACCGUGGGGUUGGUUUUGUACGGAGACGGGUGAGAGCUGGGUGCGGCCGUGGAAGCCCUGGGCGCUGCAGAGCUCUGAGACCCCGGGCACUUGUCCGGAGUAGAUACCACAGCAUGUCCGG